Molecule: messenger RNA, 3156 nt
Organism: Uranotaenia lowii
Lineage: Eukaryota; Metazoa; Arthropoda; Insecta; Diptera; Culicidae
Exons: 2
Coding region: 133-2673 (846 amino acids)
Biological process (GO): DNA integration
Molecular function (GO): nucleic acid binding
Source: RefSeq, a predicted model, not a curated record
GUCAGCGUAGAGAAUGAAGAAGAUGCAAUACGGGUAGCGAAAGAAGUUCAUGAAAUUCACCGAUCAGGAGGGUUCGAAAUUAGAAACUGGAUUUCCAACUCCCAAAGAUUUCUGAACGCCUUGUCUGGUCAAAUGAACUCCGAGAAAAACUUGAAUAUUUGUUCAGAACUAGCCACCGAGAAAAUAUUGGGGAUGUAUUGGGACACCGCAUCCGAUAUGUUCAGAUUUAAGCUCUCCUCACGCCACGAUCCUGAACUUCUGUUGGGGAAACGUAUACCAACGAAGAGAGAAGUGUUAAGAACUCUGAUGAUGAUAUUCGACCCUCUCGGAUUAAUCGGGCAUGUCCUCAUGUAUUUGAAAGUGAUCCUCCAAGAGAUUUGGCGAGCUGGCACAGCUUGGGACGAAGCUAUAGAUAACGAUCUUUUCAGGAAAUGGUUGCAAUGGUUAAAAGUGUUACCCAACUUAGAAGAUAUUCGCAUUCCUCGCUGUUUUCGGGCAUUGACCUCCGCCUCGAGUGCAACAGAAGUGCAGCUCCAUACGUUUGUAGAUGCCAGCGAGAGUGGAUUCGCUGCAGCUGUAUUCUUGAGAUUCGAAGAGGGUGUACACAUAGAGUGCUCGCUAGUUGGAACUAAAACGCGUGUUUCACCACUGAAAUUUUUGACCAUUCCUAGGUCUGAGCUGCAAGCGGGAGUUCUUGGGGCAAGAUUCGCUUCGAGUGUCAUCAAGUCUUUAUCGAUCCACAUCUCCCAUCGUUUUUACUGGACCGACUCUAGAAAUCUAUUAUGCUGGCUUAAAUCCGAUCAUCGUCGCUACAGCCAGUUUGUCGGCACGCGCGUGAGUGAAAUAUUAGAGCUGACUGACAUCAGUGAAUGGAAUUGGGUACCAACCAAGGACAAUGUUUCUGACGACGGUACGAAAUGGAGAGGUGUUCCUGAUAUCUCCGAGAACAGCCGAUGGUUCAAAGGUCCACCAUUUAUCUACCAGCAAAAGCAAAAGUGGCCUAAAAUUCCAUCGACUCUAGGGGCUACCGAAGAAGAACUACGACCGAGAUUGAUGCUGCACUACGCUACCUGCCAGCCGAUCGUUGAAGUUGAAAACUUCUCCAAAUGGGUCAAACUGUACCGAUUGACUGCAAUGUUCUUGAGGGCCGUUAAAAAGUUCAUCGUUUUCUUGAAGAUCAAAAGAGAGUCGCAGAGACCAUGCAUUUUAUUACCACUAAGUCAAGAUGAGCUUAUUGCAGCACAAAACCUUUUGUAUCGUCAAGUUCAAAGCUAUGCCUACCCCGAAGAAUAUUCCCUUCUACAGAAACCAUCGAAUACUUCCUUACCUAAACGCAGUUCACUUUUUCGCGUAUCACCGUUUCUAGACGAACAUCAAGUUAUGCGCAUUCAUAAUCGCGCUAAAAAUUGCCAAUUUACUGACCUAGAAUCUAAAAACCCAAUAGUUUUGCCACCCACGCACCAUCUUACCAAACUAAUCGCACAACAUUACCAUCGAAAUCUGCUACAUCGCAAUCAUGAAACCGCAAUCAACCGUCUACGUUUACGUUAUUAUAUCCCAAAAUUGAGAGCUUUCUUCCGUAGAAUGAGAGGAGAUUGCCAACAAUGUAAAAUCGCAAACGCUAAACCACAACCACCAGCAAUGGCCGAUCUUCCUGCUUCGAGGUUGGCUGCAUUUUGUCGACCUUUCACGUACGUGGGUGUGGACUAUUUCGGUCCGAUACCAGUUUCUGUAGGUCGUCGGUCAGAGAAAAGAUGGGGCGUCUUAGUCACCUGUCUAACAACCCGAGCAAUCUACAUCGAGCUGGCGCAUUCCCUUACAACAGAUUCCUGUAUAAUGGCCCUAAGAGUGUUCAUGGUUCGACGAGGUGUUCCUGCAGCCAUUUACAGUGAUCGUGGAACGAAUUUUAUAGGAGCUUCGAAAGAAUUGUCCAUAGAACUGGAUAAGAUGAAUCAAAACAAAUUGAUAGCAGCAAUCGUAUCUCCAGAUACCAGAUGGGAGUUCAAUCCGCCAGCUUCUCCGCACAUGGGUGGGUCGUGGGAGAGGCUCAUACAAAGUGUGAAAAAGAACCUGCAAAACAUGACGUUGACUAGACUGCCAUCUGAUGAAGUACUCCGGUGCGCAUUGACCGAAAUUGAAGGGACAGUCAACUCCAGGCCUCUCACCUUUGUUGCAUUGGACGACGAGGAUUCACCUGUUCUAACGCCGAAUCAUUUCAUUCUGGGAUCGUCGGAUGGCCUGAAACCGUUGGCCCUCUUUGACGAUAGUUCUAAGGCGUUGAAGAAAUCCUGGCACACCUCUCAGUUGAUCGCGAACAUUUUCUGGAGACACUGGCUCAACGACUAUCUUCCGUGUCUUACACGGCGGUCCAAGUGGUUCAAUCUAGCUCGUCCGAUUUCCGUAGGAGAUGUCGUCGUGAUUGCUGAUCCCAACUCGCCCCGGAAUACGUGGCCUAAGGGCAGAGUCAUCGGAACAAGCCAUGCCAAAGAUGGACAAGUGAGAUGGGCAGUCGUCCAGACGGCGCAUGGUAUUUAUGAGCGUCCUGCUGUUAAGAUCGCGGUUCUCGACGUUGGCGUUCAACCUAGUGCGUCCCAGGAGGAAUGUGUCCGCACUACCGGGGGGACUGUUAUCGGCGCCGUGUCGAAUCCCUCGAUCAGAAACGUCCGAUCGUAAACACCAACACAAUUGUACGAGGGAAAACGUCAUCGGACUUGUCAAGUGAUAGGCGGAAAACGAGGGUGAUUUUUCUAAGCUGGCGUCUUAAGUGAUAGCGUGAUUUGCGAAAUCAGAAAAGUUCCGAGUUGAAUAUUAAGUAUAUAGUUUAUUCGAAAGUUCUAAGUUAUAAAAAGGUUAGUACAUUAAAGUAAUAUUCGCGAAUUGCCUCUAAUAGUAAUUAUACCCGAACAGAGCGCAGAUUAUCGAAGGUUUCUUAAGUGAAGGUUAGGAGUUGCAUUUGGUUGCACUUGGUGCAGCAACAAACGGUGAGCAACCAUGUGGAAAUUAAAAUGAACCUCACGUAACUAAGUUUAUAUCCAUAUAGGAACCGAUUAUAUUUGAAACCGAUGAGAAUAGUACAGGGAAAAAGGAUUUGAAUGUACACUAAACGAGAAUUUUAAUCGUUCCUGAAAUACACGAUUAAAAAUUCCGGAAAAAAGC